AUGGAGCCAAACAUCGAAGAAAAGAACCUAUACUUCUCUGGCCUUCCUAGCUGUUCAAGGCUAGUGGCACGCUCCAACUUCGACGUCACUUUCAAACCUGGGGGUGGUGGCAUCUUCUGGCCCGUCAAGAAGUUUCUCUCACCGACGUCACCCAACCAUAAGAUAGUCUCGUUAUGGGAUGGCCCUUUGCGAAAGGAUAUUAUCAAUGCCCUUGAUGGAAUCGACUGGACAUCCAUCGAUAUCGUUCGCUUGGGCUUGCAUGAGAAUCCGGAUCGACCCGAACUGCCAGAACCUGAGCAACCACACGUCCUUCUCGUCUCUGUGGCAAACACAACAUGGGGACAAGGUUUCCCAGCUGUUAUGUCAUGCCGUCGCAUCAUGGAGCAGUACGGGCUUGAUGACAUACACUGCGAGAUGAAGGAAAUGGUACUCGGUGACCCUUCCUGUGAGAUGGAAGGACCAGUGGCCGAACGCUCCGCCUCUACGCCCAAUGAAACGUCCCCUUUGGCCCCUAGAUUGACCUCACAAUCAGAAGUCUUUCCUGGGCCUGAGUUCCAGUCAAUCGUUCAUCACCGUACCAUGGCCAGUGAACGUCUUGGGGCCUCGAUUGCCUUGCUUGAUAGCCCUACAUGGGAGGGUACUAAGGGUCUUUAUCUCAGACGCAAAGAUACUGGAGCGACAUUGGCGCUGACUUGCCGACAUAUGCUUUUUAAAAAAGGCUCCGAGCUAUCGAACGAGUUGUAUCAACAUAACCCUGAUACGACGCCGCGACUAGUCAUGCAACCGGGGUCAGGUACCCUAAAUGAUAUGCUCAAAUUCGCCGAAGGUAUCUGUCACGCUCUGGAAAGGAACCGGGCCAAUUUGGAAGCCCGCGCCGAUUAUACAGAAGAGCGUCGACAUAUCCAAAUAACUGAUUGUCAGAAGAGACUGAAUUCUUAUACCCAAUGGAGAGACUAUGUUCGGACUAUUGCCACGCCAGAGUCUCGCAUCAUUGGGCAUGUCCUUUUUUCCCCAAAAGCCAGCCCUGGGAAAUCUCUAUCGGGAGAGAGUCGACUAAGGGAUUGGGCCUUGAUCGAGUUACACAACAACAAACACCAAACAGCGCUCCCAGAUUUGAGAAAUACCGUUACUCUGACAAGUGAGCAUUCAUGUAAGAUACAUAGGGUGGCCAAUAGUGAACUCAGCUUUGAACGGCUAUUUCUGGCUGCCUGUGAGGGGUUUCUGCAGCUUGAAGGAAUCAUGCCUGAGGCCCAGAUUAAGAUGCCCACUACCAUGGACAGCCAAAACAAGGAACCUCGACUGGUCGUGGCGAUGUACGGAAAAACCAGAGAGCUGCAAGUCGGCUUCUCCAAUUGUGUCCCGUCUAUCCUGCGAGAGGUAAUCAACGGGAAGGCGGAAUACAGUGAGGUUUGGGGCAUUAUUGGAGAGAAGGAUAACCCUUCAGCUGGAUCAAAGCACUUUUGUAUAGCAGGUGACUCAGGCUCCUGUAUUUGGGACAUGGAGGGACGUGUUGCCGGUAUUGUGGUUGGCGGGCCUGAUGUUGGGUAUGCCCACCCUAUCGAGUGGCUUUUGGAAGACAUUCGUACCCAGUCUAGCAUUGAUGUAGAGUUGAUUUAG
Molecule: messenger RNA, 1617 nt
Organism: Clonostachys rhizophaga
Lineage: Eukaryota; Fungi; Ascomycota; Sordariomycetes; Hypocreales; Bionectriaceae
Source: the annotation of a GenBank genome assembly